AGCUCGUAUCAGCCUGUCUGUCCUGUGCCAUCAGGGAAGGAGGCCUUCCUCUGGCAUUCCUUGUGUCAUCCACCGUAUCAUUCUGCACAUUGAGUAAAACAAGCUGUUUCCUUCUUGAGAGGUGCAGAGAAAAGAGCAUGAGCAACUUGAACAUAAGCUGGAGCAAUGACUGUGUCUUUUGCAGGAAGAGCAAGGCUAGGCAUGCCAAUUAUGUCACCAUACUGUGUGCUGUGACAAGUCACAAGGGAGGGUCUGGCCAUAAAAAACAGCCUAAAAUUGUGGCUGCAUGUAUGGAAAAAUGACAGCUGAGUUGCCCAGUGGGCAUUAUCUGAUAUAUUGGAGGUGUUUCCCUUAGUUCUAUACACAGCAUCACGUUUUCCUGUUUGGGUGCUAAGUGUAUAAUAAUAGUGAUAUCAAAGGCAUGAGAAUACACAUUGGAGUGUCAAAGUGGGAACAAAUCUAGCUCUUUAAUAGUCAUAGCAAAAUAGCUUUAAGGAAAAAAGCCUAACAAGAAAGUGAUAGAUUUAAUGGAUCGCAUGUGCACUGAAAACUGUCAUUAAUAGAAAUCUCCAGUUCAGCAAGACAAUAUGAAGGCAAUUCUGCCCAGAAAAAUAUGUUUUACAAGUAUGUUUCAUUUUAUAAGUUAAUUUUAAAGGGACCGUUGCACAAAGUUUGAUUAUGACAGUGGAAAAGGAGUAAACAAAGUGCAUUUUGAGGGGGGGGGAAAUGGUACUAACAGAUGUAGGAGCCAAAUACAGAAGUGUUGAGGCAAGCAUGUGCAAAAGUAUCAGCUGUGUUCUGUUUGUUUGCUUGCUUUUUCUUUGUUAUCCCAUGUAGUACUGAAAAUGAAGCUGAAUUGCUCCAGUUUAGAAACACAGUGUUAGGACACAGAAGAACUCUCCAGUAUAUAUUAUUACUUCAGUAAUAUGUUGUCUUGGAAUAGUUGUCAUAGGACCUGGUGGAAUUGCAGUUUUAUGCUGAAGGUCUUUUCUACACCCAUAAAGGCCAGGUAUGCAUUUUUCUUAAUUGUAAGCCAAAAUUCUCACAUAACCACAUGAUUCUAGGAAGUGGGACUAUAUGAAAAACAGAAAAUAUUGUGAUACACACAAUAAACCUUUGCCAGUUGGCCGUGCAGGCAUUACGCUGAUGUGUUACUGAUGGAAUCUGAAGAAACCAAUGAGGGAGGUACCACUCCUCUGGAAUCCAGCAGCACCACUGGGGAAGCCUGGAAUUCUGCAGCAGUUGAAAGAGAGCAUCAUGCCCCUCAUGCAUCAGAUAAAAUGAGCACCAGCCUGCCUGAUUCUGCAAAAGGAGUGGAGCUCAGCAUUCCUGAGGACUACCUUUGUACUCAAAGGGAAGCAGAAAACAUGCCAGGUAGACCCUCUAACCUUGUACAAAAAGUGCCAGCAGGACUGGAACAAGAGCAAGGUGAUACAGAGCCUCAAAAGGGACUCUCAGAGUGGGAGGGAGAAAUGAUUUUAGAGGAGGGUGGACGGGAUUGUUCUCUGCAACUUAAGCAAGUAGAGCUGGCUGACCUGGAAAGCAACCAGGACUUCUCUCUCAGCAUAGUGCAGGAUGGGCUAGCCACUGGCUGUGCUGUCCUGCAGGCUGUGGACCUUGGCACUGAAUGUCCUCGGUCCCAGGCAGAACUGGCUUUUCAUGGCACAGACCCUCUGGCCCAGCAUCAAAAACGUCCUUUGGCCAGUGCCAUUUCUUCUCAGAGAGAGGCACCUAAGUGCUUCUUGGUGUGUAAAACCAUUUCAGAGGGGCACUAUAAGGCUGAGCCAUCUCUGGAUAAGAUGGAGUCUUUGCAGGAGAUUGAUGAUAAUGUAGAGCAGAAUCAAAGCAGCAAUAAAGUAGCACUGGGAAAUGAUGAGCAGCCUACCUCAGAGGAAGCAGUAGAGGACAUGGCUAAACCAUACACUUCUGAAGAUGCUAAGGAAAGCAGAAGGGUGCUGCAAAGUUGGGAGAAUAUGGAGUCUUCCUAUCAAUUGUCUUCCACCUUAACAGAUGACAGCCAAAUGAGCUCACAACAAGCAGAAGGAAACAUCGCAGUUGGUGAAACACAGAAUAGCAGCCUGGUCAAAAAACAGGGAACAGUAAUGAUUCCUAAAGAAAACUCAUCCACUUGUAAAUGCCUUCAUGUUGAAGAUGAUCACGGAAAAACAGAGAGCAGACCUGCUUCUCCAGUAAUAAGUGCUUUCCAAGUAAAGAAUGCUGCAGAAAAAAAUGAGCAGGUGAAUACUUUACAGCAUAAGGAACCAGAACAGGAAGAAGCAGUGUCUGAACUUCAGCAGGAACAGGAGAAGAAAGAGUGUGAAGAACAGAAUGAGCAGAAAGAAGGAAAAUCUUUGGAACCCAGAGAUCAGAAAAACAAAGAACACAAUGAACAGGAACAAGAACUGCAGAGGGAGGAGCUAAGACUGAAGAGGGUCUCAUCAGCUUUCUGUUCUGAGGUGUCUUGUGUUCCCAGGCAUAAUGUAGACUUCUGUGUUUUGGAGGAUGUUGUUUUGGCUGAGGAAACGGGACCAGCAUUUCUUCCUGAGGAAUCUAUCUGUAUGGGUGAACAUCUUGGUGAGGGAGUGCUGCUGAAAGCUCAUGUCACAUCAUCAAGUUCUAGAUUUCAGCCACUUGCUGUCAGUCCUUUGUCAUUAGACAAUCUGAACCCAGCAGGUGAAAUUCCAGUGGUGCCUCCACAUGCAUGCCAUGUCUCUGACCAGGCAGAAGAGCUGGAAGACUCUGGCCGCUUUUCCACCAAUGUUCAGGAUAGCAGAGAAGUUGAUGGGAAUGACAGGGUAAGGCUGAGAAGUGAGGAUAAGCACAGUGGUGGACCUGGAAAGGCUGCCCAGACAUUUGAUGAAAGAGAUGAACUGCACCCUGGAGGAGUGGCAGCACCUUCUAGCACAGAGAACCCAGAGGCUUGUGUUGCAGCUUGCCCCUACUCUGGUACUAAGAAUGUGGAGCCAGCUAAUCCUCACCCCUCUGAAGAAAAUUUAGGAAAAGCUGAGCUUCAUGACUUUAUUCAAGAUUUAACCUCAGAGCUCACCUCUGUGGCUUCAGUAUCUGGCCCACAGCAAGAGGAUGCUGGUGGAAAAGUCACUGUGAGUCCCAAGGACUGUGCUGGUGCCAACCUGAACGAAUCACUGGAUUCCAUAGAGAAGCCAGCUAACCAAGCUGCUUCUCUGUGCAUGCAGGACCCAGCAUCAGGAGAAACUGCUAUUGUAACCCCUGGCCCAGAGGAGGCCAGUGCUCCCCAUGAACUGCUUACUUCUGAGGAAGGCUUUCAUGAAGACCUUAGUGGCCCAUCUUCUUCCUCUGUAAUAUACACGAGCCCUCUUUCUCCAGAGGGGAGCCUUCCUGGGGAUAGAGGGACUGUGGCUUUCAUUGCAGGGCCUCUGGAACCACCUGAAACACCAGGCAGGACUUCCACUCCCCUGAACCACCCAGAGACAAUUCAGCAGUACCAACCCCCCCCAAAAAAAAGUUCUUUUACACGAGGAAAAGAAACUGGAACAAAUAUGGCUCAUGAAACGCAACAAACGCCCUUACUUCAUCAUUCUGACUGGAGUUUAAACCAACAAGAGCAUGGAUCCAGAAUCUCCAGCAUCCUGAGUACCCUAACUUGGCCCUCUGAAGAAGAUACGGUCUUUACCAUGAACCAGCAAGAACAACCUCUGUCCCCUGUGCCCAACUCAAGCCUACCUCUGGUGUCUGAGCCUGAUGCCAAACAUGUCCCCAGCCUUAGUCAAGCUCAGACCCCUGCACUUAAUGCAAAUCACCUUGCCCAACCUCCAGCCCUUGAUAGUUACCAGCCGCUCAUUCCUGUGCCCCACUCCAGGCCACAUCUAAACUGUGGUAUGGAUGAUAAUGAGUUACAAGCCAUUCCCCCUACUUUACGCCGUCCUCUACGGACUGCCUUCACUGUACCUGAUGCUAAUAUUGUGCCCCCUUCUGGUAGAGAUGUAGCAGAGAAAGUUGUUCUUCCAUCAACUAGAGAAUGGGAUCUCUGUGACUUGAGUACCCAGGAUACAGAAACUUCUGAUGACUCGGGGGUCAGUUUGUUGGCCAAAAACUUUUCUGCUGUUGGAAAUGAGGCAUCGGCCAGCUGCUCUGACACCAGCCCUGAAACAACAGUUCAGCAUGUGGGUAUACAGUGUGGAAGAUCGUCGCCUGACCACCCUUCUUGGCCCUCACUGGAAGAUCUGAGAACAUCCACAGACUGCAAAAGCAAAGACUUUGUACAGCCCCUUCCAAUGCUAGCAUUCACCAAUCCAAUUCAUUUCCUCCAGUUGAGCCCUCCAUCACCACCAACCACCAGAACAACCUGCCAAGAAGAUGAGGUCUUUGGAGAACUGCGAUGGGACCAGCAGGCUGACCUCUUUGGUGUGGAUACAAAGAACAUUCAAGCUCCAUCAGAAAUUACAGAGAAAACAGAAGGUGAGAGAAGGAUCAAACAAAGGCUGGAAAGACAAGGAGAAGAACGCCAUUUGGUGGCUCAGUCAAAGGAAGAAGUGCCCAGACAUUUACCCUUGGAAAAAUCAUCAAGCUGGCCAGACAAAAAAACUAUUAGGAUAGUUGAACAAGAACCAUCAGCCAAUCAAGAAAGCCCAAUUAAACGUCGAGUAAAAAGCAAGGACUGGCACCGGCAGGGCCUGAAGAGAACGUCAGUACCACCAGAUAUCUUGCAGGAAGUCUCUCCUGUUCCUUCAGAGGAAGAAGCACACAAGGUGCACAAGGAACCACCAGUCAGUUCAGAAACAGUAAUAUUGCGGGAGAAGAAACCUGCAGACACAAUGGAGAACUUCAAACGUCGGCACUCCAAACUCAUAAACUCCUCAAGGUUGCUGUAUCAGGAGUACAGUGAUGUGGUUCUGAACAAGGCCAUUCAAAGCCAGAAGAGGGUGGAUUCUUUCUCAGAGGAUAUGGAGUCAAGUUUCCCAAGCUCCCCAAGGUUACGGAGGAAAUUGCUGCCUCCCCAGGACUCAUAUUUGCAACGUCUGUCAGUCUCAUCUACUGCAUCCCUGUGGCAGGACAUCCCCAUGAUACGGGGCAGCAGAAUGCUGCUCAAUAUGUCCCGUGAUGAGCAGAAGCUGCAAGAGGCCAAAUUUGAGUUGAUAAUGUCUGAGGCUUCAUACCUGCGCAGUUUAAAUGUGGCAGUGGAUCACUUCCAGCGAUCAGCAGAGCUCCAGGCAAUGCUCACCAAUCAGGAGCGUCAGUGGCUUUUCUCCCGCCUUCAGGACGUACGUGAUGUCAGUGCCAGUUUCCUUUUUGACUUGGAAGAGAAGUUUGAGGAGGACAUGUUCACCUUCCAUGUAUGUGAUGUGGCUCUGAAACAUGCCCCUGAGUUCCGCAGGGUAUAUCUACCAUAUGUAACAAACCAGACAUAUCAGGAGCAAACCUUCCAACGGUUACUAAAUGGAAAUGCAGGAUUCCAGCAAGUUCUGGAGAGACUGGAAAGUGAUCCAGUAUGCCAACGUCUCUCACUUAAAUCCUUCCUCAUCCUCCCUUUCCAGCGUAUCACUCGACUCAAACUCCUCCUACAGAAUAUCCUGAAGAGAACUCGGCCUGGGUCUGAGGAAGAAGUGCAAGCAACACAGGCCUAUGAUGCACUUGAAAAGCUCAUCAAGGACUGCAAUGAAAAUGUCCAGCGCAUGAAGAGCACUGAAGAGCUGAUCUACCUCAGCCAGAAGAUUGAAUUUGAGUGCAAGAUAUUCCCACUCAUUUCACAGUCAAGGCGACUUGUGAAGUGUGGUGAGUUGACAGCACUGGACUUCAACACCCCAAGUCCAAAAUGGAAAGUCACCACCCGUCCCAUCUACUUACAUCUCUUCAAUGACUGUCUGCUCCUGUCUCGGCCGAAGGAGGGUGGACGUUUUGUUGUGUUUGAUCAUGCCGCUUUCUCAGAAGUGCGUGGGGAGAAGUGCGAGAUGAAACUACAUGGAACAAACAAAAAUGUUUUCCGUCUCUUUCUACUUCAGAAUUACCAGGGAAAGAGAGUAGAGUUCCUGUUUCGAACAGAGACACACAGUGAGAAGCUGAGGUGGAUCUCUGCUUUGGCUCCUCCACGAGGGGAACUGGAUCUCCUGGAAUGUCCUGAUGCACCACAGGUUCAAUGCAUAAGGACAUACAAAGCUCGGGAAAAUGAUGAGCUAGCUUUGGAGAAAGCAGAUAUCAUUAUGGUUAUGCAGCUCAGCAAUGAUGGAUGGAUGGAAGGAGUGAAACUUUCAGACAGGGAGAGAGGCUGGUUCCCCUCAGAACAUGUGGAAUAUAUCUCCAGCAAACAAGCACGGCAGAAGAACCUGAAGGAAGAACAACGCGUGAAAAAUGCCAAGCAGCAGGUCUUCUGCAAGAAAUAACUCUACCUUGUUUGGACCUGUACAGCCUCCCUGGCAUAGGGAAACCGGGAAACCACCUUUUUCUAAUGUGCUUCAGAAGAAGCACCUCUGCAAAGAGCGUAAUACAGCACUUUGACAGAAACAGGUGCUUUUUGCCAAAGAAAGCGGGAAUUCAAUCAGGAAAAGUCAUUUACUUCCUUUCUAUCACCAGGAUUACAGCAGCAGUAGGAGAGAAAAAUGUUGCAUGUAUUGCUUGCUUUGUGGUAGUAUGGAGGAGGGACUUUAAUCAUAUAGAAGUCUAAGAUCUGGACUUCUGAAAAUAUAUUCUGUUUUUUUCCACUCACAGAUUGCAGAACCUUGGGCAAGUCACUUCAGAAUUCUGCCUCAGUUUUCCCAUCUGUGAAAUGGGGGUACAUUUACCUACCUCACUGGAUGUUGUGAGGCUAAAUUUGUUAGUAUUAACAUACUAAGAGCUUUGAGUUCCUGAGAAAGAAGGUGCUAAGUGCAAAACACAGUCUAGUUGAGGAGAGUUUUCCAUUUGAAAUAUCUUCUUGAUAUCUUGAUGGUAUUAAUAUCCGCAGUAUAAUUUCUAUUUAGGACAAUUUAUCUAUUUGAUUGUGCAAGUCUACUGAUUGUUUUUAAAUAGGCACAGUGUUUCAUUGUACCUGAAUUUAACUCAGUCUCAACAUACUGUUAAGAGUACUUGACAGCAGUAGAAAAUUAAUUUGAGUUUCAGAAAAUUCUUGGAAGUCACUGUGAUGAUUUCCUGCACCUUAAGAGGUAUCAAGCUGAAGAAUCUGUUUCACAAAGGUCACCUCUCUCCUGAACAUGUGUCCCAGUAAGCAAUGAGAAAUUACUAUUUUUUCACACUGCUUCCCACUCAAAGUAGAAAACAGUUACCUUUGACAUGUAACCAUGGCAUGUUUGUACAUGCCCUGUACAAAAUAACUAUGACUAGGCAUAUGCAAUGAAGUGGCAAUUUCCUGCUGCUCUUAAUCUGAUAGCUGAUGUGGUAUUGCAUGCACCAUUUUGCACACUUAUAGAAAACACUGAGAUAUUUAGCCACUGUAGAUAAACUCAAAAUAUGUACCAGGGCCUCAGUUCUUUUGUAGAACUCCCUGGUUUUAAGUCAGUUUACACACAGUCCUGCUUUUGUGCAGAACCUGUCUAUUUGAGGACAUGCCUUCAAUUUGUAAAAUAGUGUUUGUGUUAAAGGAAAGUGUUUGCGUUUAUUUACAUCAAUGCAAGAUCAAGUAUAAGAACCAAUACACCAAAGAAAACAGUGUGUAGCCUUCUUGCAUUUAAUAUAUUUGAAGAAUUAGUUAUCUUCAUAUUUCCAACUUUCUUUUUCUGUAACACUCUACCUAUAUGUCUUAUUUACACUGUACCUGGUAUGACUAAUUCCAGUCUAUUUAUGUCAAUAAUUUUA
Oxyura jamaicensis (ruddy duck) is the source of this 7764-nucleotide messenger RNA. RefSeq names its product Rho guanine nucleotide exchange factor 5 (gene ARHGEF5). The transcript is spliced from 16 exons. The coding region runs from base 1158 to 6356 and encodes 1732 amino acids. Gene Ontology annotation, biological process: intracellular signal transduction; activation of GTPase activity. Gene Ontology annotation, molecular function: guanyl-nucleotide exchange factor activity; protein binding. The record is from RefSeq and is a predicted model, not a curated record. Lineage: Eukaryota; Metazoa; Chordata; Aves; Anseriformes; Anatidae. Gene Ontology annotation, cellular component: nucleus; cytoplasm.